Messenger RNA from Microtus oregoni (creeping vole), 2004 nucleotides. RefSeq names its product major facilitator superfamily domain-containing protein 10-like. The transcript is spliced from 12 exons. Gene Ontology annotation, cellular component: brush border membrane. NCBI's taxonomy places the organism in Eukaryota, Metazoa, Chordata, Mammalia, Rodentia, Cricetidae. Gene Ontology annotation, molecular function: transmembrane transporter activity. The coding region runs from base 395 to 1765 and encodes 456 amino acids. Gene Ontology annotation, biological process: transmembrane transport. The record is from RefSeq and is a predicted model, not a curated record.
CCCGUGGGUCCCGAUCAGCAGCUGUGGCAGGUGUGCAUAGGUCCCAGAUUGGUGGGCAAGAGGCAAGGGUUUAGGUAUCGCAUGGAGAGACCAAAGUGGCGCGUGGAACAGGCGCUCUUGGCGCCCGCAACUUCCAACCAGGGUUUCCUGUCUUCUCCCUGCUACCCGCCUCCUCGUAACAGGGAGUCCUGAUAGCUAAGCCUCUGAGCUUUCUGCUACCCUGAGUAAGGGAGUCGAGCCUUACUGGUGUACCAGGACCCAUUUAGAAGCACUUCCGUUAUGUCUGGCAAGAACCUGGAAAUCGAGUUUUUCAAGAGGAAGGUAAACGGGGGCUUACGACCCUGCGGCGUCUUCACCACACCCUCCCCACCCCAGCAGGGUUGGAGCUUCCACCAUGGGAUGGGAAGGGGAUGCAGACUGCACACCGCGUCCGCCGAUACGGCCUUGCCCCGUGUCCGAGCGCCGCGUGGUCACCGUGAUCUUCCUUGGCCUACUACUCGACCUCCUGGCCUUCACGCUGUUGCUACCUCUGCUGCCAGGACUCCUGGAGAGCCACGGCCGCGAACAAGACCCCCUCUAUGGCUCCUGGCAGCGUGGGGUAGACUGGUUUGCUACAGCCAUCGGGAUGCCAGCAGAGAAGAGGUACAACAGCGUCCUAUUCGGAGGUCUCAUCGGCUCAGCCUUCUCCCUCCUUCAGUUCUUCUCCGCACCACUCACCGGAGCUGCUUCUGAUUGCCUGGGGAGGCGCCCAGUAAUGUUGCUAUCCCUGACAGGUUUGGCCAUCUCCUAUGCAGUAUGGGCUGCCUCUCGGAGUUUUUCAGCGUUCUUGGCUUCCCGGGUGAUAGGAGGCAUCAGUAAGGGGAAUGUUAGCCUCUCCACAGCCAUCGUCGCUGACCUGAGCUCACCUCCAUCCCGCAGUCAAGGCAUGGCAGUCAUCGGGGUAGCCUUCUCCCUGGCCUUUACCGUGGGCCCCAUGCUCGGAGCAUUCCUGUCUGUGGAAAUGGUGCCUUGGAUCAGCUUACUCUUUGCGGUCUCCGACAUGUUGUUUAUCUUCUGCUUCUUGCCAGAGACACUGCCCCAGGAGAAGCGGGCUCCCUCUGUCACCCUGGGCUUCCAUGCUGCUGCCAACCUGCUCAGCCCCCUGGCCCUGCUUCGUUUUGCCGCUGUCACCCACAGUCGGGAUCCACCUGCUGAGGACAGACUUAAGAGCCUACGUCGAUUGGGGCUUGUCUACUUCCUCUACCUCUUCCUGUUCUCGGGCCUGGAGUAUACACUCAGCUUCCUUGUACACCAGCGUUUCCAGUUCAGUAGCCUGCAGCAGGGCAAGAUGUUUUUCUUCAUCGGCCUCACCAUGGCCACAAUACAGGGCACCUACGCCCGACGGAUCAGCCCUGGCAAGGAAGUUGCAACUGUGAAGCGGGCAAUGCUGCUGCUGGUACCAGCCUUUCUCCUCAUUGGCUGGGCUCAUUCACUGCCCAUGUUGGGCUUGGGACUGCUGCUCUAUUCCUUUGCCGCUGCUGUCGUGGUGCCCGGCCUGUCCACCAUGGUCUCCAGCUAUGGUUCUCCUGGGCAAAAAGGCACAAUCAUGGGCAUACUGCGGAGCCUUGGCGCCCUAGGUAGGGCAGUGGGACCUAUGGUGGCCGCCUCAGUGUACUGGCUGGCUGGGGCCCAGGUCUGCUUCACUGUGUGCUCCGGGCUCUUUUUACUCCCCUUCUUUCUCCUGUGGACGUUGAGGCAUCCAGCACCGACUUUCAAGGAGGAGUAGCUGAGCUACCGCAGCACCUUGGCUGCCAAGUCGGAACCUUGGCCAUGACCACUCUCCACUCCUAGCCCACUCCUUCCUCCAGUCUCAGAGAGGCUUGCCACCCCCCUCCCCUCAGUAUGGCAUCCCAGCAGGAAGCCGGCAGCUUUACCCUCUUCUUACUCCAAAGGCCUUUAGGCUUCUGAUUGUUUUUUAUCUGUCAUCCUUUUGAAUGACCAAUAAAGCAGCUAUUUUGUACCAAG